Solenopsis invicta (red fire ant) is the source of this 10494-nucleotide messenger RNA. RefSeq lists its product as uncharacterized. NCBI's taxonomy places the organism in Eukaryota, Metazoa, Arthropoda, Insecta, Hymenoptera, Formicidae. Bases 305 to 5875 code for a protein of 1856 amino acids. The record is from RefSeq and is a predicted model, not a curated record. The transcript is spliced from 11 exons.
GCGCAGCGAUUAUGUGUCUCCGAUAGGCGCGUUGACGCACGUUGACGUGCCUGACGAACGUCGUGCAGCCCGGCCAGCGGGCAGUGUAGCUGUGUCGCGGACAAACGCGCGGGCGGGCGUGCGUGUGUGUGUGUGUGUGCGUGUGUGUACGCGUGUCGCGUGCGUGCGUGCAUGCGUGCGUACGCGUGCGAUUACGCGAUUCGGUCGUGUGCGCGCGUGAGUGCGCGCGUGCUUGGCCGCGCUGGUGAUCGCGGGCUCGCGUUUUCGACGUGUUUCGACGAAAUAUGUCAGAGGCUCCGGAAGCAUGAGCGAGGGAGCGGACUCGGGUGCGCAGAUCCGCGGGGAUACGCUCACGACCUUGGGCGACGAGGGCAAGCGCAAACGUGAGAGCGAUGCGACGACGACGACGACGGAGCAGCCUCCGCCGUCACCACCGCGGACGUCGCCGCAAACGUCGUCGACGCCACCGCCGCUACCGCUACCGCCGCCGUCGACGGCACCGACGACGACGACGACGACGACGACGACGUACACCGGCAGGCGGCCGCGUUUCGGCACUGGCGGCCCCCCGCCGUCACCUUACGUGUGGAUCGACGGUCGUCAGCUGCGGAGCGCCCUGGCCUGGACCAAGAAAUGUCCGCCCCGACGAGUCACCUUUCCCUUGAGCGACAGUCACCUGGUUACCGGCUACCUCGAACCCGACAAUCCCUGGCGACACGCUGAAAAUGUGAAUCGCGAGGACUUAAUCUUUGCAUACAAGGAGUCUUGUGCACGUCACGCUACUGAACCCUUGCAAAAUGUUUUAGUUCAACUCGAGAAUUUGGAUAUAACUCAAGAUCGCUGUGAAGAGCUGAAUUUGAAAGGGGAGGUUUUGAAUCAGGAUCAUAUCGAACCACUAGAGGAGAUACUGAAGAGAGUACAGUUUAAUAAAAUUGAUUUAGAAGGAACAUCUCUGAAUGACGAGAGUUCCGUGAUAUUAUUUGAUAUGUUGGAAUAUUAUGAAUCUGCAACACAUUUAAAUAUUUCAUCUAAUCCAGAAAUUGGAGCGCGCGGCUGGCAAGCAUGCUCACAUAUGAUUAAGAAGACUGAGAGUAUAGAACAGUUUGAAGCAGGAGACAUAAAGUUUGACGAACAAAAUAUGAACAUUCUGACCCGUGCACUGCGGAUAGUUUGUCAUCUCCAAGUCCUUAAACUGGAGAAUUGUGGACUGUCGGGCAGAGCAGUUAUUAUGCUUGUUACAGCUCUAAAAAUAAAUACCGGUAUACGGGAACUAUAUUUAGCCGAUAACGGGCUUGACUUAUACGACGCUGUACAGCUUGGAUCUCUCUUAAGAAUGAACAAUCAGUUGCAAUUGCUCGAUAUUAGUAAUAAUAACGUCCAGGACGAUGGGGUACGAGAUAUAUUAGAGGGCCUGAUCAAUCAAGUGAACGAGGAUAAAACUGGCAAGGGAUUGAGCAUCUUAAUAUUAUGGAAUAAUCGUCUGACCAAGAAAUCAUCACCUUAUAUCUCAAGAAUUAUAGCAUUAUCGAAAACGUUGGAGACUUUAAAUAUUGGCCAGAACAUGUUGACGGACGAGACAUUGAACAUCGUUAAUGAGUCAUUGAAGCAAAAUCGUGUUCUCCUACAAUUAGGCAUGCAAUCUACGGAACUCACAUGUGAUGGAAUAAUCACGCUCGCUGAGAUAAUGGAAACGAAUCAAGUUUUGCAGAGGAUAGAUUUAAGGGAUAACAGUAUACAGAUGCGCGGAAUGCAUGCUCUUGUGAACGUUAUGAAGAAGAACAAGACCAUUACACAGAUUGAUUUGGAUGACAAUCCUCGGAUAAGAAUAGACGGUCCCUUGCACCAGUAUAAAGAUAUAGCUGCGGAGAUUCGCAGUUGCUGCAAGCAGAACGAGGAACGCCGUCUGCUAGAGGAGUCCACCGAGGAUGUUGAGAGCCCGCAGCAUUCAAACCGGUUGCUGAACGCGAGCUCCCGUAAGAUCUCGCUUACCUGUCAGACACUGCCAAGUCCGUCACGAUCGGCGAUGUUAGCCGCCGAUGAGUCGGCGACACGCACCAUGCUGGAGCCAAAGCGCACCAGCGGAGGCCGUCUGCGCUCCCCGGCUCCCAGUCCCAUCCCCUCUCCCGUGGCCAGUCCAAUCCCCAGCCCGUCCCGGAAUCGCUUCGUCGUGUGUCGGGUGUCGGAAGCAUCAUUGCGUUCCGCCGACUCCUCGGUAUCCUCUUCACCAGUCACUCCGCCGUCUCUCGGUUCCUCCCCGUCCCUCGGUUCUUCCCCGUCUUUCUUCCCCAAUACGAGCGGCGGCCCGUCGCGGUUCCGUGUGUCGGUCGUCGAGUCGGCGAGCGCCGACCACUCGUCGCCAAAAUCGGUCGUCGCCUCCUCAAGCGGCAGCUCGGUCACAAUCGGUUUUAACGUCAGAAUCGACGCGGCCGACUCCGACGAUUUCGACAGCGCAACCAAGAUGGAUACGCAUGCGACGCAGGCCGCUAACGGUAGCACUACCUUGUCCGUAGAUACGCUUAAUGUAGUUGCGAUAUCGACAGAAAUGUCCUCAAACGAAGACAUUGCCAAAAACGAAGAUCGUUGUGACAAAGGCAUGAAAAGGGAAGAGGAGCGUGCACACCAAGUUGAUUCGCGAUUUUGGACUGAUGAUAGCGUUACUGCGAGUAAAUGCGAUGUAGUAACGGAGGUCGAAGAAGAGCGAUUAGUUCAAAAGGACAUAAAUGUGACGUCGCAGUCGGAAAGAAAUAAGGAUGUCACAACGAGUCGCGAGAAUUAUUGCGAUGGAUCGGUGAAUCAAAGCAACGUUACGGUAGAUUUUGAGAGCGUUGCAACGCUUGACAAGGUUACCGAGGAUUAUCGCAUCGUGUAUACGAGUACAAAGGAACUACAGGUACCUGCAUAUCCUAAUGAGGAUACAGCUUCGAUGAGGAUUAGCGUAGUUGAGGAUAAAGCCUUGAUAAAAUCGUCCUUGGAUGACACUUCGGAAUUGCACGUGAAUCAGUCGACUUCGGAAGGAUUGUCCACUUGCGUUUUAGAGUCUUCCGUAAACACUACCUCGGGAACGUCCUCGACUCGCACGAUAGAGUCACAUUCGCGGGAACAGGCGAACACGUCCGUGCAGAGGCACAAGUCUAGCUUAGAAAAGCUCCUAUCUUUGUUCCAACAUCCUGGCCAGUUUUUCUCGGACUCUGCAAGCACUGCCGCAAACACGAGAAGCUCUCUGCAAGAGAACGUGAGUGGUGUGAUGGCAUUGGGCGACAGGCUGCAACAGUACUUGAAGGACAACCGAACCAAGAUGAGCACCGAUAAUUCAUGGUCUUCGGAACCUGGUUCUUUGUUGAGAAACAGAUCGGUGAGAGUAAAUGUAUCGCAGUUACAGAGUUUAACCAAUAUAUUCGCGUCUUUCAAACUCGAACCUCACGCAAGUCUCGUCGAGCAGAGUACUAAGCUCUUCGGUCAGGCAAAGAGUCAGAAUACGAAUGUAAAAGAGAAAGAUUUAGAACAAUCGGCAAAAGUUGAGGUUGCGAAAAUCGAUGAAAAAGAUUUAUCCAGUCAGGAGAAAAGUCAGAUUGCGAGAAACGAUGACAAGAAUUUGAUUAGCCAGAACAGCGGCGAGAGUUCGUGUUGUCAGGAGCAAAAUCGAAUUGUUAAAGAUGAUGAGAAGAAUUUAAUCGUCCAAGAGAAGACUCAGAUUAUUGGGAAUGACGAGCACAAUUUAUCUGUUGAGGAAAAUAAUCAGAUAGAAAGGAACGACGAGCAGAAGUCGUUUGAUCGGGUUAUGAAAGACGACGAGGAGAACUUGAUUAAGGAAGAAAGUCAAGCUUUGAAUGAUGAGAGUAAUUUGUUUAAUCAGGUAAAGAAUCAGAUUGUGGAAAGAGAUUUGGCGGAUCAAGAGAUAGAACAAGUUGCCAGGAGCAUUGAUGAGAGCUUUGAACAUCAGGAGAAGACUCAAGUUACUGAAGAUGGCCAAAAUGUCGAAAAUCAGAGAAGAGAUGAGGUCGUAAGUGACAAUGAGCAUGAUUUAAAUAAUCAGAAGAAGAUUUCCGCGAGAAAUAGCGAGAACCUUGAAGACCAGGACAAUGGAAUCGCGAGAAAAAACGAGAAAGAUUCUAUAGACGUGCAAAAUAUGCAUAUUAACAAAGAGAAUGUUAAGGAGGUGCGUUGCGCGGAUCAGUUACAAUGGACGGAAUCUGACUUUAGUGAUCGACUGUUACCUGAAAGUGUGCAAUCAAAGGAUGAUUUUGUUAAUAAUUUAGUAUUAGAUGGCGGCUAUGUUGAACCGGACGUGACGGUUUCAUCGUCGCUGGCGAGUAAAUCCACUGUGUGUAUAGCUGUAGAGUUAACAGACGUAGCCGGAUAUUCUGCUUUAGAAUUAAGUAAGACCGACAGUACAGGGUGUAACGAUGAUUUUAUUAGUGACGAUGCGCAGGAUUCAGAACAUAUGGACCGUAACGAUGUUGAACACUUGAAAUGCGACAAUCUGAAGAGUUUAGAAUGCGAUGGAAUUAAGGUUUUAAAGACUAAUGAUACAGAGUGUUUAGAAUAUAAUGUUACUGGGGGAGCGAAUGCCUUAACGGCGAGGACAUGUGAUACAACCACGGACAGUAUUAAUCAGACUAGUGAUAGUAAUUUUCCGAUUUGUAACAUAGGGCAUGAUAGGAAAACCGUAGAUAACGUAAGUACCACGAGAGCGGCGAACACGGACGACGAUGUCGGCACGAUUAAAUAUACGCUAGAUAACUACGGGAAGUCGUCAGCGUCAUUGAACGACGACUGGGUGUCGUCAAUGUUAGUGGACGACGUUGAAACGUCGGCAAGAUCGUUGAAGGACGUCGACUCGGAUAAUCACUUAAGUGAGGAAGUUACCAGCAGCACAUGCUGCGUUGUCGACCAAGAUUGUCAAUGCGAGUCUACGAAGAGGGAGGAGGAGGAAAGGGGGGCCUCAGCAGAAAUCCUCGAUGAUGUUUGCCGCGAUUCCGCUGACCGUAAAAGUACAAGUGUAAAUAUUAAUAUAGAAUCACGCGAAUCGGUGACGACGAGUUCGGAGAGCCAGGAGGCAUUCGGGAAGCAUCACGAGGGACAGUCUUUUAUGCCAAAUAACGUCAACGUACAUCGAACUGUCCUUAAAGACUCAGCUAAGAUCGAGGAGCAGCCGGAAGACGCCGUCGACGAUGGUAGGCGAAUCGACCCGACCAUCCUCGUCACGCCGUACGAGAUGUCAACGAAUCUGGACAAGUCCGACGCGGAGGAACUCAUCUUCUGCAUGACGGACGUCUCCACGGAUGGCACAUCCGUGGAGGACGAGCUCUCGCCGAGUGUUCCGUCGCGAAAUUCGCCAAACGAUGGCGCCAAAGUGACGGAGUCGUACUUCGAGCUGUCGGCUUCGAGGACAACGUCGACGAGCACGCUGCUGAUUGAGAAUCCCGAGGGCAUACACAGGAACAGCCAGGAUUCCGGUAUCGAGGAAAGCGCCUUAACGAUCGACGACGCUGUCGUUGGAACGGUGGACGCGCACCCGUUGCCACCGCCGCGCAGCAGUCUCCAGGAGAGUGUGGAUUCCGGAAUCGAGUCGGAAUGCUCGUCGAUUUGCAUCAGGGAGCCCGCCGCUGAGCGGACGCUGGAGGUCGUCGUGGUCCCGAAGAGGCCCCCGCGUGACGACAACGGCGUGGGCGAUGACAACGAUGAGUACGGAGAGUUUGCAUCGGAUUUCCUUGCGAGGGAGGCGCAAUUGGUAGAUAGUGACAGCGUGAACGACGACGUCGCACAUUCGUACCUCAACAACAUCAAGUGCACGGUCAUCAGUACAGCGCGGCCCGUUGCCGACGAAGACGUCGCGCACUCUCCCGCAGUCGUGCAUGGCACCAGCCCAAAAUAAUGCAGCGAAAGAGAAAGAAGGGAAAGCGAAGGAUAGCGAAAAGAACAAGACGAAUGCAAUCGAGAAUGACGUCGACGAUGAUGAAAUCGACGAACUCAAAGAAGUGAUGAAGCAGCUCGAGCCAAAGUAUCGGCGCUAUGCCAACUGGCGGAUUUGAAUACUGUUUAAAAUGCUGUCCAUUAAUUCUUUUCGGGGAUUGUUGAUGCAAAACAGAUGCAUACUUGGCUCCAAGGACUCUGUUGAUUCCGUGGACACUUAUACUUAUACAUCCUUUUUUGGAUUUUUGGUUCCAUGAAUCAUUGAUAUUAUAGAUUCUUUAGUUGAGUUUCUUAUCCUUUCGCAUUUUUGCGCCUAGGACUUCUUAGUUUCUAGAUAGAGUUUAUUUUUAAAAACACUUGCCAUUGUAAAUUGACGAAUAGGAACUAGGAAACUUUUAAUGAUUAAUUAUCAUAAUAGACACCUCUUUUCAAUGAUCUUUGUUUUAAAUAUUUGAUAAUAUAUUUUUGUGUGUACAUAGAUAUUUUGAUAUCAUGCAUCUUUGAAUUCAGAUUAUUAUUGUGAAUAGUACUAUAGCAUUAUAAUAUCUUGCAUAUAUAGCACUUUAUGUAUCUUUGUUAUCUCUCGUCUGAAUUGUAAUAUUUCUAUAUUUCUUGAGUUGUAAUCUAUUUUGGCAAAUCCAUGUUUCACAGAUCUUUGGAGUUGUUGCAUGUCGAAAUAAUAUGCAAAAUUACGACGCGGAUUUUUUUACGACUCCGUGGUAGUGAAGAUUUAUGUAUAUGACGAGCGAGCGUUGAAAACUUAAUUUUUAACUGUAAUAAGUGUCUUAUGUACUAGCUAGUUUUUUUGUCGAUUAUUUUUUAUUUGGCGGAGAGGCGCAACUCUGUUGGAAAGAAGAGUAAAAUGAAGUGGAUAAUGUACAGAUUGUACAGUAAACGAUCGAUUCUAGUCCCGAAGACAGUCGAUCUGUCUUGGGAAACUGUAAACUUAACAUGCACCACUGUCUCUCGCCGCGCGUAGGAUGUAACACGCUGGCAGUGAUCGAUGUAACGCCAGUGCUUCUUAAACUUAUAAAUCACGAGACACCAAAGGAUAGAGCGUUCUCUUUGUUGUGCCUCGAGCCUCUAUGAAGAUUUACCUUCAGAAACGAUAGGCGAAAGUUACAAUUAUAGGGUGUUCCGUUACAAUUGACGAUGUCCUUUCAAUUAGAAGACAGAAAAAGUGAUAAAGUUGUUUUCAAUGCCAAUGCUACAAUAAAUAGUUAAUAAAAUUGUUAAAAAAGUUUAAUGAAAAAUUCUAAUUUUCAUUAAAUAUCUAUAUUAAAAGUAAAAGGAUAUUUCUGUGUGCGCGUGUGUAUGAAGGGACAUCUAGACGGACGCCUUAUAUAUAAAACAUAAGGGAUAGUAUAAUUUUUCAGUGUAACUUUCUUUCUAUGAUUAAAUCUUAUUUGUGUUGAAUUAUACAGUGAAAUAGAUAUAACAAAGGAUAAAUAUUUGUCGCAAUUAACGUACUAAUCAAUAUGUAGAAUUAUCUGUUAUAUUUCCAGAUUUUCGUGGAACACGGUUUAAGGAACACUGACCUAAAAAAAAAAAAAAAACGUGGCGAUUAUACCUUAAACGAAAUACUUUAACGAAAUAUUACUUAAAUGUACAUCACUGUUAACUAAAACUGAAAAACUUCCUGAAUGCCUUGCAUAUAUAGUAUAUCGCAGAAAAUAUGAAAAUCAUUAGUAGAUUACAUUCAAAUAAACUUGAAGCUGGUUUUUUAUAUAGCUUAAAAAUACAUAUAAUAUUUUCCUUAAAAUAAUGUAGUACAACUUAAUAUCGGCAUCUAAUAUUGAAAAUUAAGAGAUGCAGCGAAUCAAGCUUUAGAAAAAUCUAAAUAAAAAUUAAUAUUAUUUUUUAAUUAAUUCGAAAUUUUGUUUAUAUUUUACUUUAGUGAUUGAUUAUCAAGAUGCUCAAUAUUAAAAAUUAAAAUUUACGUAGAAAGUUUAAUUUUUUGUUUAGCGAUACAUUCAACAUGUAUUUUAGCUUCAUGAAGAAGAUAAAGUUUCUAUUACUGGUUACCAUAUUCUCUGAGAUGUUCUGUACAUUUAUGUAUAUUUAUGUGUGCAGGUGUGUGGUAUGUAAUGUGUAUGUUGAUUGCAAGAGAAACGCGAUCGAAAAAUAUUCGCGGUUAAUGGGUGAUCGCGCGUUACAUCACAAAUGAUAGAUUUCGAAGACGACUCGAAUCUGUAUUUUUGUGAAAGAAUUUAAAAUGAAGUUUCAACAAUACAAGCAAGAAAAAAGUUUUUAUCUUUUUUAUAAUAUUGUAGUUAUAUUUUUUAAAUAAUAUAGAGCAAUUAAUUUUUUGCGCGUUUAUAAUUUGCAUAAAGAAAUGAAAGUAGUUUAAGGUCAUCUGCAAUGUGUAGUUAAAAUUCUUAUUACAAUAUACAUUCAUACGUACAUACAUAUAUAUGUAUGUAUGUAUGAGUGUGUUUGUAUAUUUUUUUAUGUAAAUAAUAUGUACUUUUUAUGUAGGAUUAAGGUUAAAAGAUUAACUUUGUAUUUCAUUGUGUUUUAUUUAUUAACAUUUAGAGAUUGGAAAUUGACGCAAAUUUUCGAAUAACACUAUUUCGCUAUUAUAUACAUGUGGUUUUUUUUCUUUUUAAAUGUCGUUACGUACGUUAAAAACAGAUUCGAGUCUAAAGUCGAAGAGUAUCGUCAAAGUUCUCGGCGCGUUUAGGUAGCUCGCAAUUUUCGGAAAAACGAACUACUAACUAUUCUAUUAUUGUAUCUUAAAUUAUAUCUCUCGUUUUUUGUGGUUAUUUACUCUCUUACAAAUCUCGUUACAAAUGUAAAUAUAUAUAUAUAUAUACAUAUAUAUAUAUAUAUAUAUAUAUAUAUAUAUAUAUAUAUGUAUAUAUAUAAAAUACGUAUGUAUAAAAAUAUAUAUACAUAUACAUACGUACGUUAUAUUUAUGUAUGCAUAUGUAUAUGAUAUAAAUACAUAUAUAUUUGCCACACUGCUAGUGGCUAAUGUUAUGUAGAAUAAAAUCGUCGCCCCUGCGACGAUGACAACUACAAGCAUUCUUGUACCUGUCUCGCGCUGAGUAAUAAUUGCACGUGCAAUUAUGGCAUUUUUACUUUGCAUCCUGCAAUUUGUCAAACAGUAAACUACAAGCGCAAGUUUCUACGUGUAUUCUAUUGACAAUAAGUAAUCGCUAAAUUUUUGGUAUUCUUUUCUACGUAUUUGACCAAGCGCAGAUAGUGGCGAUAAAUGGAGAUAUAAAGAAAAUAAACAGUCGUGCACUUGUCCAUAGACUACGCGACGAUAUCUUCAUUGAACAAGCGUUUUAAAGCAAUAGUUUGAGUCGCCGAAAAUAUUUGGCAAAUUAAACCUGACAAAGUUAUUUUGAUAAACAGAGAAUUUUAUCGCGAGAGAUCAGAUGUGUUGCGCGUGCAAUUAGAGCGUGUUUUGUUUUGCGACAUGUACAAUUCCCUGUGCUAAAACUAUACAUAUAUAUAUGAUAAUUUUAUGAAAUUGCAGUUGCACGCGCACUUAUUUCCCAGUGAAAUGCGAAUAUUAAUCCUAAACUAUGCCAUGCUCCAAAGCCGUGGUUCAGAAAUGAUCACGGAUAUUGUAAUUCAGACCGAAAUUGUACAAAGCAUUAAUCGUACAAAGUCAGAGAACGAUCCCUUUUGCCCCAUCGUUCCCGAAAUAAAUACGUUUGAAUACUAGAAAAAGAAAAUUUAUAAAGCUUGCAAGAUUUUUGUAACGAUUUCUCUAUAUAUUCAAGUGUAUUUUAAUACGAUUAUACCGGAAAGAAAAGGGUCGAGAUUUAGGUUUCCUGUAUACUCUCGUGUCUGUAACAAAUUUCUCAUCAGCUCUGCGACAAAUUUAAUUGCUCGACAGAGGAGCAAUUUUUAUUUUGCCGCGAGCAAAAAAAUUUGAAGAAUUAAUUUUGAAAAUUUAGAGAUGAGCUCACUUCAUUCUCUCGUCACUCACAGCACGCGAAAUAUCUGGACGAAGUGAACUCAUCGAUUUUUGAUGUCUUCGUCACUGAAAAAUGAUUAUAUGUAAAAAGGACAAUGUAUUGUUAGAGAUAUAUUAUUAUUAGAGAUAGUAAAAUUAUAAAUUGGUACGAUAAACGGUACAGAUUGAUUUCGACCGACAGUGUGAUUCGAGAGCCUUUUCUUACGACGAUCGAGCCGCUUAUUUGUGUGUAUAUCUGUUUUUCUAAAAAUCGAGAUAUCUAUUUGGAAUAUCUUUUCUAGACCGGUGAUACUGUUUGCGAGUCUCUUGUUGUUGUUGAAAACGUAAGGAAACCUCUUUUAGGAGUGCUCUGGGAACAACUCUAAUAAAUUCGUCUCCUAGAUCGCUCGGUGUACACACGUGUGUAUAUACAUGUGUGUGUGUGUGUGUGUGCGUGUGUGUGUGAGGAUGAAUGUUGCAAGCAUGAAUGCGUGAUAGUGUUUAAUAUGUAAAUAACUAUUGCCGAACGCGGCAUCGUUCUACGAAUGUCCUGAGAAUAGAUGUAGUAUAUGAAAGAGAAUUCUAUAUAUGUAUAUGAGAGACACAGAUUGAGUUUGAGAAAUUUUACUGAAUUGACGUACGAGAGAAUAAAGAUGAUUUAAUUAUAA